This is a messenger RNA of Lactuca virosa, 243 nucleotides long. The record is from the annotation of a GenBank genome assembly. Lineage: Eukaryota; Viridiplantae; Streptophyta; Magnoliopsida; Asterales; Asteraceae.
AUGGUGAACAACUGCCAAGGAGAACGUAUAAGUAAUCUGGACAGUGAGAAAACCAAAAUACCGGGGAUUACUAGCAAUCGCUUGCUAAAGUAUUUUUUCGAAGUUCGUGGGCACCACAUCACCUCUGUUCAUCAGGUAUUGAAUUAUUAUAUUUGCCAAUCAAAGUUCUGGUUAAAAGCGAAAGAAAUUGGAAUAGAUGGUGCAACCACAACUGGGCAUUUAGAGCUAGAUGAAAAUGGAUAA